GCCGCUCUCCCGGGGGCGCCCCGCUUCCGGUCAGCUGAGGGUGCCCUUCCGGCGGGGCCUGCGGAGCGGCGCCGCCAUGCGCAUCGAGAAGUGCUACUUCUGCUCGGGGCCCAUCUACCCGGGCCACGGCGUCAUGUUUGUGCGCAACGACUGCAAGGUAUUUAGAUUCUGCAAAUCAAAAUGCCACAGAAACUUUAAGAAGAAGCGAAAUCCCAGAAAGAUGAGAUGGACUAAAGCAUUCCGGAAAGCAGCUGGCAAAGAAUUGACAGUGGAUAAUUCAUUUGAGUUUGAAAAACGUAGAAAUGAACCAGUGAAAUACCAGAGAGAGUUGUGGAACAAGACUGUUGAUGCAAUGAAGAGAGUGGAGGAAAUAAAGCAAAAACGCCAGGCAAGAUUUAUUAUGAACAGAUUAAAGAAGAGCAAAGAGUUGCAGAAGGCAGAAGACAUCAAGGAAGUCAAACAGAAUAUUCACCUUCUUCGGGCUCCCCACGCAGGCACACCAAAACAGCUGGAGGACAGAAUGGUGCAGGAGCUGCAGGAGGAUGUGGCUAUGGAAGAAGACUCUUAAAAUGCUUAUAUUUUCUACUUCUAUCUCUUCAGCAGUUAAGAGUUCCCUACUGCCUCACCUGAAAUCCUUCAGAACUGUGCUUAAAGCUGAAGAAAAAUACAUUUUAAGGAAUAGUAGUCAGAGUUUGAAUUACUUUUUGUUUUAUAAAAAAGAUAAGGUGGAUACUGCUUUUGGCAGUGCUCACCGUUAUGUAAUUUGAGAAAACCUUGUCAGAGAAUAUGGCAUAUUGUUUGGGAUGCUGUGGGCUUCUUGGAAAGUUACAUGCUCUUUCUGGAUAACUUUUCCCUGAUAUUCAAGGAAUAAAAUAUGCUGGCCCUGA
Molecule: messenger RNA, 887 nt
Organism: Columba livia (rock pigeon)
Lineage: Eukaryota; Metazoa; Chordata; Aves; Columbiformes; Columbidae
Gene: RSL24D1
Product: ribosomal L24 domain containing 1
Exons: 6
Coding region: 77-568 (163 amino acids)
Biological process (GO): ribosomal large subunit biogenesis
Cellular component (GO): nucleolus
Source: RefSeq, a predicted model, not a curated record